Trifolium pratense (red clover) is the source of this 1116-nucleotide messenger RNA. RefSeq names its product nudix hydrolase 25. Gene Ontology annotation, cellular component: chloroplast. Gene Ontology annotation, molecular function: guanosine-3',5'-bis(diphosphate) 3'-diphosphatase activity; bis(5'-adenosyl)-pentaphosphatase activity. Lineage: Eukaryota; Viridiplantae; Streptophyta; Magnoliopsida; Fabales; Fabaceae. Gene Ontology annotation, biological process: ribose phosphate metabolic process; nucleoside phosphate metabolic process. The transcript is spliced from 6 exons. The record is from RefSeq and is a predicted model, not a curated record. Bases 204 to 725 code for a protein of 173 amino acids.
AUUCCCAAAGAAACACCAAAUCCUCAACGCACACACAGCACAUUUUCACAAUACAUCAUAGCACAGCAUAGCAUCCACUUGUGUUGUUGCUGCCAAUAAUCAUUCACACCUCAUCAUCAUCAUCUCCAACACACUUUGUUUUCCUCUCAAAAUUCUUCUUCAUCUUCUACUUCUCUCUAACCAACAAUAACAACUAACAACUCAUGGAAGAUCUUCCACAAGGUUACCGUCCCAACGUUGGUGUCUGUCUCAUCAACUCUGAUGAUCAGAUAUUUGUGGCUUCUAGAUUGAAUGUUCCAGGAGCAUGGCAAAUGCCUCAGGGAGGUAUUGAAGAAGGUGAAGAACCGAAAUCUGCUGCUAUUAGAGAACUUCGAGAAGAAACUGGAAUUGUAUCAGCCGAGAUAAUUGCUGAGGUUGAUAAAUGGUUGACAUAUGACUUCCCUCCUGCUGUGAAGGCUAAAGUCAAUCGUCUCUGGGGAGGUGAAUGGCACGGACAAGCGCAGAAAUGGUUUCUCAUGAGAUUAACAAAAGAUGAGGGUGAAAUCAACUUAGCUACCGGUGAAGCAGACCCCGAAUUUGCAGAGUGGAAAUGGGCAAACCCUGAAGAAGUUAUUGAGCAGGCGGUGGACUACAAGAGACCAACCUAUGCAGAAGUUGUAACAACCUUCAUGCCUUACUUUCAAGGAAAUGCAAUAUCUGCAAAAUGUAAAUCAACAAAGUGGUGAAUUUUAUGAGUGUGCAUUGUAGUUUAAUCCAUCUUCUUAUCUAAUUUCACUUGGAUUUGGAUUUGCUGCGGUCACAAAUUCCACGCAUUCAUGCAGUCAGCACAUCGAUGACCUUUGUUUCAGGAUUGGACGAUCUAGAUUUCGACCACACGUUUUAGAGUUUUAGAAAAUUCAAAAUAUGCAUGUUUUCUGCACUGUCCAAUCUCGACCCAACAGUCAUCGAUGUGCUGAAUUCGUAAACUUGUGAUGAAGCAAAUCCAAAUCCAUUUUACUUACUGAGUUUGGAUAUAACACUCAGUUAUUUGUAAAUGGAUGGUAGUUAGAACUUCUCAUUAGUUACUUGCUUCUUGUAAUAAUAAGAUGUGUGCAAAUGCCAAGUUGGUUUUCUAAA